This is a messenger RNA of Ornithodoros turicata, 1776 nucleotides long. RefSeq lists its product as uncharacterized. The record is from RefSeq and is a predicted model, not a curated record. The transcript has 9 exons. Bases 276 to 1760 code for a protein of 494 amino acids. NCBI's taxonomy places the organism in Eukaryota, Metazoa, Arthropoda, Arachnida, Ixodida, Argasidae.
GCGUAUUACCCUCCAGCCUAUCUGACAUACUUUUUUUCUUUUUCUCGGAAUACCGACUUUCAUUACAGCAGUCGCGGUCCUGCUGCUGCUUAUUCUCCGACCUGCCAUUCUCAUUCGCCCUUUGACCGCGUUCUGGGAUUCAUAGAAUCGAUGUGAGUCAGAACAGCAUCGCCAUUUUUAGGAAGGGGCUUUGAACCCCGUUCACGCCCAUAAAAACGACAUGAUACGCCGCCUUGGCGUCAGUCCGACUCUGUCCGCGACACCAUCUCAAGGCGAUGGCUACAUCACGAUGCCUGGUCAUUUCCGAGGAUAAGAAGAUAGUCAUUAAUGUUGGACAGCCAGGAAGAAGAGUUGAUGUACUAACAGCACUGCUCGGAACCGACUUCGCGGACAUCGUGGACGAAGGCUUGCAACUUCAGAUAUAUGAUAAAGGCUUUGAAGAAUACCUCGACUUUGGAGCAGACACCAUGGUCAGCGACAACGACAAAAUUAAGCUUGUGCGCGCAAGCCGAGGUAGCCCUCCACAGACUGAGGCAACUGAUGAUGGAACUGUUUCCGUUACUGUUGUUCCUGUUGGUGCUGUGUGCCCUGGGAUCGCCGAUGAAUAUAAGUUCCCCACGCCUCCGCUGGACCUACAGGAGCAGCUGAAAGCUGUGAAGCUGGGCGAGGUGUCCGACCAACUGAGGACAAAAAUUGUUCGAUGGUUGCACUUGGAUAUAUGCCGCUACACGCUGUACCCUGGAAAAAGGAACCUUUAUUACGAGGCUGCACGGCUCCUCGUCUACUUCUAUCCGACCUUACGUGACAUCAAUGGACCAGGCUUCAACUCUUGGUGGAGACAACUAAAGAACAGGACAAAAAACCAGAGAAAAUCGUUGAGUGACAUUGCAAUGGUGAAGGCAGCACGUGAAAAAUAUGGCAAGAGGAAGAGGGCGGAUGAUGCAGGGACUACGCCAGCGUCACCAAGAAGUUGCAUCCGUCAGACGCUCCAGGGGUGUGCCUCGGAGCAAGUUGAAGACGAUGCUACAUUGGCAGCGCACAAACUUUUUAUGGUCAGAGAAAUGCACAAGCAACCUGAUCACAGACAUUGCGAGCGUAUCACGGAUGCCAUGAGGAGGACCUACAGUGCGAGAAGGUCCUUAAUUGAGCAGAGGGAUUGCCAGCAGCAGGAGGUCCUCUCGGUCGCUGGGGUGCUCACCGAAUAUCCGGCACUGGCUUUGGAGCAUGAGAUUUAUAGGGAGUUUCAUCGGCUCACAAACUGCCAAGUAGACAGUAGGAUGGAGUGGUUCGUGGAGAAGUAUGGCGGAGCAAUCAUAUCUGCAGCAUUGAGACGCAAGCAUCCACACAAGUUCCUAAAGGAUUUUCCUGCACAUGUAGGAACUGCUGACGACAGGGAGUGUACAGCUGGAGCUGUGUGGACGGUCCUGCCGGCAUUGCUAAAAGAAGCGCCUGGUGGCAUCAUUUAUGGCGAACCCUUACCGUGUGAUCCAGCACAUCCGUCCAUUGAAGUUCGGGGAGCACUGUGGGCACCUUCGUCGAUUAAAGUGAGGCUGGAGGAUUUUUCCAUGGAAGUUGUAAGCCUCAAUACAGCGAUGGCUCUUGUGUUAUCGCUGUAUUGGGUUUACAACAUCCAGUAUUGCCAGCGCUCAAAGAAGGUGUUCACAAUGCUUGAGCACAGUUUGGGCCUUCCUCAGACAGCGGGAGCUGCAGUCCUUGUAACAAAGCUUCAGAACGAAAUUGGAUUUGAACCGUAUCAAUAAAUGCUUGUAUGUUUGU